CUGUGUGUGUGUGCGGGUGUGUGUUGGGCGACGGACUGAAAAUCUGAAAAUGCAACUCCAGUCCAAAACCACACAUAUGCAGGAAAUGCGCGACGGAGGCAAGUGCACAUAUAAUCACAGUAGGUGUGGAUAGAUUUCAUGUAAUAAGACUCUUCGGUGCAACAGUAAAACUUUUUUUUUUUUCGGGGAAAGACAGACUCCUUUAUCUAAACUACUAAACAGGCGUCUUACAGCACCACUAGUUCAAUUCGGAAGAAAAGGGGUGACAUAAAGUUGCAAAACACACACACACGGUCCAGUAAAACUUAGAUUACUCAUGACAUCUGCAGUACAAGUUUAUGUCUCGAUCCGCCACCUAGUGGCAAAGCCACGACCGCCAUGGUGUUAUUCUGAGGAACAAACUCAAAGCGGAACCAACGAGAGCGCAAAUGUUUCUCCUUGUUUAAGCGGAACGCGAGUGCUGACGGACCCGGAAGUCAUCGUGCCGGUCGAUUCGGUUUGAAGGAGAUUUGACCGAUAUGUGGUCGAAUGCUAAAUUAUGCGAUUUUUAUUUUGAUUGCCAGUUCCUCCUAAAUGAAGGAGAUUUACUCCGAACAAGACAACAAGGCAUGUUUUAAUUUGACAUGGCGAUGAGGCCAUUUUCUCUGCAGAAACGAUGUCAUUUUAUCAUGAAGGCCAGCAGGUUUCUCUUACAAAUCCAUCACGCUGGAUGCAUCUCGUCCACGGUUAUCCCUGGAGUUACUCGACUGGACACACAGCUCUGCUAUGGUCAUGUGCCAAGGUGGUUGCAUUGCAGUUCAGCGUUUUGCAAGAGCAAGUCGGACAGUACAGAUCUUCAGGAAAUAAUAGAGCAUGAGAUUGAGAAAAAGACCAAAUCCUUGGUCACACACGAUGAGCUCUUUGAACGAGCAGCCAGAGAUGCAAAGAGCAAAGCCAAUUUCAGCCGAGUUCUGGACACCUUCAACAAGAAGGACAUCCGCCGUCGUGGGCAUGUAGAGUUCAUUUAUGCUGCUCUGAAGAAAAUGCCUGAAUUCGGGGUGGAGCGAGACAUCACAGUCUACAACAAACUCUUGGAUGUGUUUCCCAAAGAGGUCUUUGUGCCGCGGAACUUUAUUCAGAGGAUGUUCAAUCACUACCCCAGACAACAGGAGUGUGGUGUGCAGGUGCUGGAGCAGAUGGAAAAUUAUGGAAUUAUGCCUAACAUGGAAACUAAAGUCCUCCUGGUUCAGAUCUUUGGAGAGAAGAGCCACCCAAUGAGGAAGUACCAGCGUAUCAUGUACUGGUUUCCCAAAUUCAAGAAUCUGAAUCCAUUCCCAGUGCCUCAUGAGCUCCCACAAGACCCAGUGGACCUUUCCCGCUUCAGCCUCACCCGCAUCGCUAAUGACCUGGACGCAAAAAUUACAGUUUAUCAGCUUCCCUCAACACACAUCACAGAGGCAGGAGAGGAGAUCUCACACCCACAUAUCGUUGGCAUCCAGAGUCCAGAGCAGCGCACCCUGCUUGCUAAGCAUAACCCAAGUAGACCUGUGUUUGUGGAAGGCCCCUUUCCUCUGUGGCUCAGGAAGACCUGUGUACAUUAUUAUCUGCUCAGAGCUGACCCUAUCCCCCCCGAGGAACAGAUAGAGGAGGAGCUCGAUCCUGAAUUGAUUGGUCCAGAGCAGAGCUUGUUCUAUCCCCAGUGUAUUGACCUUGACCUUAAGAGAGACUUGGGAGAUGAUGAUAGCUUCGAUGUGGACGAUGUGGUGGAAGGGGCAGUCUAUGCCAUGUGCAUGACCGGACAGGGUGAUCAGGCUACACUAGCACAGUGGAUCAGUGGGCUGCAGGAGAACAACCCAAUCUUAGGGCAGGUUCCCACUGUGUUUCGCCUGGAUUCUGGAUUCAGAGAACUGCAGAAAGUCGAAGAUAUUCACCAUGAUUCUGAACAAAAUCAACACUCAGGAGCUGAAGAGGAGCACAUCAUAGAGGAAGAAGUAUUGCACUCACAGGGUAUGAAGCGGUGACUGGGCAGCAGUCAAUGGAGUGUGUGUUCUUGGAACUUAGGCAAGGGCUAGACAAAGGUCUUGGGCUCUGGUUUGUCCCUUGAGUAGCCAAAUGCUGAUAACCUUAUUUGUUAACUAAAUUAAGAUUAUUUGGUUACAAGAUGAUGCUUUAUGUUCGCUCUCAAUUCAGAUACGACUAUGUUUUUUCUUCCUUUUUUCAGUUCACAUAGAGCUGGGCAGCUUUGACUAAGAUGGAUUGUAACAUUUAAAAGUAUAUUUAAUUGAGACUGGUGUUAAGACAAUUUCAUGAGAAAGGUGCCCUGCUGACGGCACUUUUAGCCCAAAACAGUCUAUCUUCUCGGCCGAUUUGAAACGGACUGAUCAUAUUGCCUGUAAUUGCAUAGUAUUGGUUGUGUGAGUUUGCUAAAAGCUAUCAGUGCGAGAACACUGAACAAGAGAUUUCUGAAGAAUUUACAUUUGUCGUCAUAAGUUCAGCAGAUCUAGGAAUGGUUUGCAGUCUUAGUUUCAUAUGAUGCAAAAGGAAAUGAAAGUCAACUGUGCUGUAUUAGUUUUGAUUAAGUAUGAUUAACAACAGAUGUGUGGCAGUGAGUGUAUAAAUAUCAUUUCAAAGCUGUAUUACUGAAACCAGUUAUUAAAAGCAGAUUACUGUUCCAAUACAAUUCUAAUGUGGAUUUCAGUUUGGUUUAUGUUUUAAUGUUAAGUAAAUAAGAAUUGGUGCAUCUUAUUUUUUAUAUUAUUCCUCUUUACUACUACUACUAUGAAUUUCUAAACAUACUAUGCAUUUAUGUUCCUACAGAUUAAGAUAAAACUGCAAAACAUUUCAAAAUCUUUCAUUUGGAGUAGCAAAUUUCCAUUUCCCAUUACUCACAUAUCAGUCUUUGCCUUCCUUCUAAUUUACCCCUCCAAACAUUUUAGAGGUAACUUCCCAAUGAAAUGAAAUGAAAUUUCAAGAUAAAACUUAAAACAUAAAACCACUAAACCUGCUGUGGAGCUUGAGUAUAAAUGAAAUCUCCUUGUUUUUUUUUUUUUUCCUAAUCACUAUUCCAAUUCCCCCAUCCCAUAGCAACUUAUUUAAUGCCUUUAUGUCUUCUAUAGCAUACAAGCUCGAAGCAUCCAAGAAUACAUAGUAACACUCAACUUGUGUAUAUACAUUUCUGGAUACAAAGCAUGUGACUAUAUAUAACAUCUUUUCUCUUUCUUUCAUGCCUGCGUCAUCCAACAGAAACUCAUUUACUGACUUCCUUAAAGUUUACUAUUUAAAAUUUCUAUUAUCAACGUCUAAAUCUGGUGACUAAACAGCUAAGAUGCUUAGUUUCUGUUCUCUAUUAAAUUGUCUUUUCCAUCAAGCCACACUAAGGUCUGUUCAUAAACAGACUUUAAUAUAAAAAUAAUGUUAUUAAAUCUGAACUGAAAG
Molecule: messenger RNA, 3414 nt
Organism: Ictalurus furcatus (blue catfish)
Lineage: Eukaryota; Metazoa; Chordata; Actinopteri; Siluriformes; Ictaluridae
Gene: ecsit
Product: ECSIT signaling integrator
Exons: 8
Coding region: 624-2000 (458 amino acids)
Cellular component (GO): mitochondrion
Source: RefSeq, a predicted model, not a curated record